ACGAUGGCCUCGCAGGGGAGCAUGCAAGAUCGCAAUAGUCUUGAGAAGUACAUUCGUCAGUUGGCGAUGAAGGCCGCACAGAUCAUUGUGCAAUCACGGUUGGGAGAGAAAAUCGCCACAGAAAGUAAUCCUAACUCCACGUCAUCCGAUUGGUUCAACAUCUCCAUCACUGAUCAGCAAUCCAUCCUAGAUGUACUGGUUGAGACGAAGAAAGUUCUGCAAGAUGGUGGCCAACAUGAAUCGAUCGUCACGCGACUGCCAUUGUGCGUAGAAAUUUCACUACAAACCGCCGAAGGCGGUAGUAUGAUAUUGGAGUUUUGGACGCUAAGCAUCAGAACGGACCAAACGAACGCACCUCAGCGAGCCAACCAGGUGAUCUACAAUCGUAUGAGCUUGCUGCUAAAGUCACUGCUAUCGGUCACACGAGUAACACCAGCCUAUCGAGUUUCGCGUAUGAAACGCACGGAUUCGUACGACAUCUACUACCGGAUCUAUAAAGGCGAGCCCCAAACUAAUCUACUGGGGGAUGGUUACAACCAGGUUCGCGUCGGACAGUUGUGCACACAAAUCGGAACGCUAAACAUGGCAGUGGCCUACCGGACGAAGAUUACGUUCUCACCAACGCAAACCGGACGCGACAACACGAUCAUGAUGAAGAGCGAUCACUUCCUGAAGGAUAUCAGCCCAAAGCACGUACGCUACAACUACAACAAGAAAGUGGAGAAAAAGGUUAUCGAUUUGGACAAACCGAUGCGCUGCGGUGCCUUCGUCGAUGCUUCGCGCGUUAAAAAGCACACCGAGGACGAUUACACACUGCCCGAAACGCCACCGUUCAGUUGGCUGCUACCGAAACCACGCGACGAAAGCACGUACCGUGACUGUGGCGGUGAAGACCGGGUGUCCCUCAACUCGCCCACCAACGUGGACGAGAACUGCUCCAACAACGCGAACAAUCUCAACAACAACACCAGCAAAGGAUCGUACGAAUCCAACAGUGCCGCCGGUCCGAUGCAUUUCCGGUUGUCACAGUCGCCAAAGAGCGGACCCGAAUCGAUCGGCGGUGGUGCAAUACCAGUGCCGGGUGCAACCGUAGCAAUCCCCGCCACCGGUGGAACAUCACCUCCGAGCUCGCUCGGUGCUGGUGGCGAAUUCCGGCGCUCCUCACGAUGGUCGAUUCGGCGCGAUCCGUCCGAGAGCGAUCGAAUGCUGAAGGAGCUACAGUUUGCGUUUGCCGAAACGACGGCCCAAGGUGAGCUGGCGAAGUUUUUGCGCGAGUGUUCCAAUGCGCCGACGUUGCAAGAGUUCGACAUGAUGCGUUCGAGCGGUGCGGACACGAUUACGGAGGAAGAAAAUAUGGACGGUAGCAGGAUACUGACGGAAGCCGAUACGUGCCCGGACAGUGGAGAGGAAGAUGAUGUACUAAAUGACCUCACCCGCCAGCUGGAGCGGUUCGAAACAUCCCUGCCGGAGUACGAAUAUCUGGUGUCCUCCCUUUGUCAGUCGAUCGACAGCAAUUCGAAUAGCUAA
Messenger RNA from Anopheles marshallii, 1527 nucleotides. Its product is annotated as autophagy-related protein 13 homolog. Gene Ontology annotation, biological process: mitophagy; autophagosome assembly; piecemeal microautophagy of the nucleus. Lineage: Eukaryota; Metazoa; Arthropoda; Insecta; Diptera; Culicidae. The transcript has 4 exons. The coding region runs from base 4 to 1527 and encodes 507 amino acids. The record is from RefSeq and is a predicted model, not a curated record. Gene Ontology annotation, cellular component: extrinsic component of membrane; Atg1/ULK1 kinase complex; cytosol.